Penicillium pulvis is the source of this 1785-nucleotide messenger RNA. RefSeq lists its product as uncharacterized. Lineage: Eukaryota; Fungi; Ascomycota; Eurotiomycetes; Eurotiales; Aspergillaceae. Bases 1 to 1785 code for a protein of 594 amino acids. The record is from RefSeq and is a predicted model, not a curated record. The transcript has a single exon. Gene Ontology annotation, molecular function: protein binding.
AUGUCUGAGCCCCAGAACCUUGAGUACGAGGGAACUGGUAGCCUCGAGGUUGACAAUGCCUUUAUGCAUGAUUCGGAUUCAGCGGAUGCAUCGCUUGAAGGGUAUCCAGAUGACCUUGUAAUCUUGAGUCCCUGGGAACAAUUCCUCAAUUUUCUUGUCGAUAAGCUCCGGCGCUACGUUUACGGCGAGUUUGGCUCGACCGAUGCGUCGGCAAUGCUCUCUGAGGAGGAGUUUCAGGAACUGCAGGAAUUCCUGCUUGACCCUGGUAGAGAGGUUGCGCCUCCAGAAAUUGUCAUAUACGUCAAUCAAACGCGCCUGGAAACCUUACCAGUGGAUAUUCUGUUCGAAAUGCUAGACAGACUCCUCAAUUUCCAAGAGGACGACGAAGAAACACUCGAGAUUGACAUUAUCCAUACAUUGCAUGGCCUCCGUUUGAUGAGUGACUACAUGCGGAAUGUAGUGGAUAAUUGGGUAAAGAGUUCCAUGUCCAAAUGGAAGAAGUUUCAGACUCAUGAAUUACAAUGCUAUCCCUCUCGAGCCGAGGUCAGAGCUGAUGCCAAUAGUCCAUGGAAUAUGCAAAUAUUCCGGGUCCCAGGACUCGAAAAAUCGAAUGUCGCCAUUCAAGCCGCAACUUCUUGUGUCGAAUGCUUUCACUUCCUCGUGGAAACGAAGUUGAUUCCAAUAGGCGGAUAUGAUAUGAAUGGAGUAAGUUUUUUGACUUGGGCAAUCUUGGAGAAUUGUCAGCCCGUCGUGGACUACAUGCUUGACGUGAUGCCUGUCGAGGACUUCUUCUAUUCCACUGCCCUCCGCAUUGGAUAUCAGGAAGAUAAACAUCCUCUCGCUACUCUUCUUGAAAGCGGCAACCAGAAGGGACUCGAGAAGCUUAUCGACAAGUUGGCGGAGAGCAGGGAUGUCGAAAAGUGGGAUCUCGGCUGGUCAUUGAAGCAUCGUCGACUUAAGCUCAAAAUGUGCGCCUUUCUAUCCGCCAAACAUGCGGAUAUGCUCUUGCAAAAGCUCAAAGUCAACAUCGGCGAUGUCGUGAUGGAUCAAGAAAAGGCCCAUAAACGACCUAUACCCGCAGUAGUAGAUGAACCGAAUCUCGGGCGUUUCACACCCUGGUUAACGGGAGCGGACACGAGUUCAUGGCACGAAGCAGCCCGCCACAAUCCCGACGGUGAAGCCUUCAUGGAAUGGCUCGAGAAGAAUGCCAGAUCUAAACCAACCAAUAUCAACAAGCAAGGCUAUACCCCCUUGAUGUACGCUGCACUCGGCGAGAACAUCGCUGCAUUCAAAUACCUAGCGAAACACGGCGACCCGGCUGCACCCUUGCACUCGAGACCUAAUAGCCGUGAGCCAUAUGCACUGCGAGCCGCCGCAUUCAAUCAAACCUUCCACAGCGAUGAGAUGUUUGAGGUAAUCCUUGAUGAGAUGCCGGAUGAGUUCUUCCGCAAUUUCCCGCUUGUUAGUAAUGUAUUUGGUUGGAUUAUUGAUGGACUCUGGUCUUUCCGGUUUAAUCCCCGGGAGUUGAAUCCCACCAAGCCGUGGCCGAAUGAUCGAUUUCUGAUUAUGUUCCUUGCCAAGGAGAAAUGUCAGCAGUUGGUGAAUCGAUUGCCUGAUACCUGGGCGAUGUCAAUGUGGCAAAUGGCCGUGCAGGAGCGUGCAAGAAUUUAUGGUUAUGGCUUUCUUCCCCCACGUAUGAUGAGGCCAAGAUGGAAGAAGCAGCGUAAGCCUAAAAAGCUCGAAUUUGGGCUCUCGCAAGCGGUAUCUGUGCUUUUCGGUCGAUGA